AUGGAAGAAAAAAAGAAUCUGGCGAUUAUAGAUAAAGUGCUAGAGGACACUGGAAUAGUCAGGUACAACGCCCUUAAAAACAGGUUCAGGAGCGAGUGCAAUGACUCUCCUACGCUUCUGUGCUUCUACAAAAACACGCCUGCCUCUUCCGAGGAGACCUCUAUAGACCUAUAUCGUGCAAACCUUCUCAAGCUCAGAAGAAAGAUAGAAGAGAGAAAGGUCCGCGUACUCUCGCACGCAGGCCGCGAAACCAUCACGGAAACACUCAGCACAACCGUCUCCGAGGCACUUGUGAGUGUUUCCCCUAACGGAACAGCCACUCCCUUGCAGCUGGAGUCGAUCCCUUCGUAUAACCUCAGCGUAGACAAUGUCGGGUCUUUGAACGACUUCAAGUAUGCGACUGUUUUGGGCGCUGCCCGCGUGAUUAAGAAGAGCAAGCAGUACGAGUCCGAGCUAAAACUGGAAGGGCAUACGCUUACAACCACGGUAAUAGACAAGAAAAAUGACAUGAAAACGAUAAUUGAUGUUGACGUUACUCUUGCAAAACUCUUUCUCGUCGUGAAGAAUAACGACUCCUUUUUCAGCUGCAUGAAUAAGCCCACCAGAUACGUGCAUUUGCACAAGGAAAUUGACGUAAUGAACAUUACAGUGGGAAAGCCCUCGCAGAUCAUCCUGAAAAACGUCACGAAUGGGACACUUUUCAAAGAGGCCGUAAAGUCCUACGAAUUUGCAGUUCAGGACGUAUACGGGAAUACAGUGCUCUACAAAACCCAGUCCCCGGACGAGUUCAUUCGGUGGCUUCUUCUCAUUCGCUCGAGAAUGUACACGGUCGACCGGUGGAGCAAGGACGAGCUCCUAAACUCCAUUCGCAGGUAG
Nematocida major is the source of this 876-nucleotide messenger RNA. RefSeq lists its product as uncharacterized. The transcript has a single exon. NCBI's taxonomy places the organism in Eukaryota, Fungi, Microsporidia. The record is from RefSeq and is a predicted model, not a curated record. Bases 1 to 876 code for a protein of 291 amino acids.